Messenger RNA from Camellia sinensis, 3170 nucleotides. RefSeq names its product mitochondrial editing factor 22 (gene MEF22). Gene Ontology annotation, biological process: RNA modification. Gene Ontology annotation, molecular function: protein binding; RNA binding; zinc ion binding. The record is from RefSeq and is a predicted model, not a curated record. Lineage: Eukaryota; Viridiplantae; Streptophyta; Magnoliopsida; Ericales; Theaceae.
AUUUUCCAAAAAAAUUAAAAAUGCCAAUCCCAAACAACACUUGAAUGGGGAGGGAGUUGGGCGAAAUACUGUGAGGCCAUCUUCCCUAUUAACCGCCGGCCAGAAGACCCUGCAACGAUCGAUUCAACACAAGCUUCCAUUCAUAUUACUUUCAAACCAUUUUUCUUCUUCUUCUUCUUCUUCUUCUUCUUCUCUCUCUAGCGAAGUUCUCAGGCUUCACUCGUCCUCGCUCUCCAACGAACAAGGACCCAAGCCAAGUACCCAACAUAACAUGUCUUCACUGUUAAUCCACUCCAUCUCCAGAUAAAUGGCUGUGUAUCUAUCUCUCAUGAGAAGGAGCGCGGUCCGUUCGAGAGUUCAAGGCUCGGUCACAAAACCAUUAACAUUCUUGCCAUUUAACCAGCACUUCUCUUCGGUACCUCUGCCUUUGGACGACCACCACACUUUCUACUAUGAUAGUAACCUCCACCGAAGCUUCAAUUCCGCGUCAUUGUACACAUUUCUUUUAAGUAGUUCAAUUAGCAAGAGGCACUUGAAUCAGAUUCAUGCUCAGCUACUUGUCUCUGCACUACACGAUAAUGGAUUUUUAGUGACAAAAUUUAUUAAUGUUGGUUCGGAUCUUGGGGAAAUUGGUUAUGUCCGUGAGUUGUUCGAUGAUUUUCCUGACCCAGAUGUGUAUUUGUGGAAUGCCAUCAUUCGAGGUUACUCAAGGCACAACAUGUUUAGUGAUGCUAUUGACAUGUAUUGGAGAAUGCAGGUUUGGGGGGUGAGUCCAGAUUGCUUCACUCUUCCUCAUGUGCUCAAAGCUUGCAGUGGAUUUCAGGCACUUGAAGUGGGUCGAGUGAUACACGGGCAGAUAUUCAGACACGGGUUUGAGUCAGAUGUGUUUGUGCAAAAUGGGCUUGUGGCUUUGUAUGCCAAAUGUGGUCAAAUUGAGCGGGCAAGGAUUGUGUUUGAUGGGUUGUACGAUAGGACAAUUGUUUCAUGGACAUCAAUUAUUUCUGGGUAUGCUCAGAAUGGCCAGCCUCUGGAAGCAUUGAGAAUUUUUAGUGAAAUGAGAAAAUUUAACGUAAAACCGGACUGGAUUGCUCUUGUGAGUGUCCUAAGGGCUUACACUGAUGUGGAGGACUUGGAACACGGAAAAUCCAUUCAUGGUUGUGUUAUUAAAAUGGGUCUUGAAUUUGAACUGGACUUGUGCAUUGGACUUACAGCCAUGUACGCAAAAUGUGGGCAGGUAAUGGUUGCAAAGUCAUUAUUUGACCAAAUGGAGGUACCCAAUGUGAUUCUGUGGAAUGCCAUGAUUUCGGGGUACGCAAAAAAUGGUUGUGCUGACGAAGCUGUGGAGCUCUUCCAGAAUAUGAUAUCUAAUGAAAUUAGACCAGAUUCUGUCACAGUAAGAUCUACCAUCUUAGCUUGUGCACAAGUGGGGUCGCUUGAACAAGCAAGGUGGAUAGAAAAUUACGUCAACAGUAGCAUGUACAGAGAUGAUGUUUUUGUCAGAACAACCCUUAUUGACAUGUAUGCAAAAUGUGGAAGUGUAGAGUUGGCUCGCAAAGUAUUUAAUUGGACACUGGAUAAAGAUGUUGUUGUGUGGAGUGCCAUGAUUGUAGGAUAUGGAUUGCACGGUUGUGGGAAAGAAGCCAUUGAUCUUUUCCACAUGAUGAAGCAAGCUCGAGUCCACCCUAAUGAUGUCACCUUCAUUGGGCUCCUUACUGCGUGUAACCAUUCGGGUCUUGUUGAACAGGGAUGGGAGUUCUUCCAUAGCAUGAAAGAAUAUGGAAUUGAGCCACGCCACCAACAUUACGCUUGUGUGGUUGAUCUGCUUGGCCGUGCUGGCUAUUUGGACCAGGCUUAUGAUUUUAUAAUGAACAUGCCAAUCGAACCAGGUGUUACCGUAUGGGGAGCCCUUUUGAGUGCAUGCAAAAUCUAUCGCCACGUGGCACUAGGAGAAUAUGCAGCAGAACGGCUUUUCUCACUAGAUCCGUUAAAUACUGGACAUUACGUGCAGCUUUCAAAUCUCUACGCUUCAACCCGUAUGUGGAAUGGUGUUGCAAAAGUGCGGAUUUUGAUGAGGGAGAGAGGACUGAGUAAGGAUCUGGGUUAUAGUAUGAUUGAGAUUAAUGGAAAGCUUCAAGCCUUUCGUAUGGGAGACAAGUCACAUCCAAGAGAAAGAGAGAUUUACAAGGAACUUGAGAGAUUAGAGAGUAGAUUAAAGGAGGCUGGAUUCAUACCCGAUACAGAUUCUGUGUUGCAUGACUUGAAUAAUGAAGAUAAGACGGAGAGUCUUUGUAAUCAUAGUGAGAGGUUAGCAAUCGCUUACGGCCUAAUCAGUACACCGCCUGGAACUACGCUUAGGAUAACAAAAAAUCUCCGAGCUUGUGUGAAUUGUCAUUCAGCAACCAAACUAAUAUCAAAGCUUGUUGAUAGGAAGAUAGUUGUUAGGGAUGCAAAUCGUUUUCAUCACUUCAAGGAUGGCAUUUGUUCUUGUGGAGAUUAUUGGUGAGGGCUGUUUGGUGUAGCUUAUAUGAAUUGAUUAAAAAUUCUUUUAUUUUAGGAGUUUAUAUCAAACUAUUUGAUGCAGCUUCUGCUUGCAACUUAUUAGGAAAAAAUAGCUUAAGUUGAAAAAGUUGAUUAUCUAUAGAAGUUGAGGGUAGGAUGUUUUUGGCUUCUGUUUUCUGAUUAUUUGUUAUUAGUUUACCAAAAACUGCACCAAACAGGGUAGUAUCUGGCUGCCAGGGAGCUCUGUAAUUUUCUAUAAACUAAACUUGGAAGAAGAAUACAGUUUUAGAAUGACAAAACCAACUUGUUUGUUUUGAGUGGUCUCGUCUGCUGUACAUAGAUUUUGAAGCACCAGACAGCCAUAGACGAUGUUGUAAGUUAUCCUUUUAGCACUUUUUCAUGUAACACAAUAAAUGAAUAAAUACAUAAAGCAUUGAUUUGUUUCAGGUUCUUAUUUGAUUCCCAGUUCUAUACAAGUACAUGUAUUCUAUAAAGCAUGCUGAAAUUCUUACUGUUCCUUCUCAGGGUUGUCUUUUUGCUGCAUUCAUUGAGGGUGAUUGUUUAGUUUAUACUACUUUGCUUAAAUUUUUAUUGGUUUGGUUCUUUGUUAAUGUAAAACACAGAGUGAUUUAUUAGAGUUUAAUAAUUUUGGCUUGUUUAGCAUUGUUGUU